UGGUUGCGUGCCUCUCCCGAUUUAACGAAGUACCGACCUUGGUUGUGAUUGGUCGAUAGUACGGAAGGCGCCUUGAAGGUGUUCAGAAAAAGGCAUCGGGGCCAUAGCGCGCUUUCGUGUCGCCCAUUGUUAUCCUCGUCGCGUGUAAUGGCUACCGCGAAGUUUGUUGACGGUGAAGAGCCUGUAUUGUCGCGUCUGGUGUUACCCUGAGGUAAAGUUAAUAAGUGGUUAACAGGCGUGACCAUAAUUCAAUGAAAUACGGGUAAACUUUCGUGCAAGAUAAUAGCACGGUACCGCCAAUUUUUAUGACACCGAGACGCCCGCGCUUCGUACAGGACUCGCCGCAGCCGCCACCGCGCUGCUUGGGACGACAUGAUCUGCGCGGGCCAACGUUUAGUUCAGUGACAAACCGAGGCGCGAAAUAAACCUAUUAUAAGAAAUAACGAUUGAAGGAAUAAUUUAUUUAAGGGAUAUUGUUAAUAGUGUAAGCCAAUAGGAACAUACAAGUUUUGAAUGUGCUGAAAGAAAAUAUCUAGUGUGCCCCUGUGUACGACCGUCAUCGAUCUCUCUCACUCACUCUCUCCCCCCUCUCUUUCUUUCUUUCUUUCACUCACUCACUCCAUCUAUCCUUGUCGCUCAUUCGCUCACUCGCUUACUCGCUCCCUCUUUUUCUAUCUUCCUUAUAUCUUUUAUUCUCUCUCUCUCUCUCUCUCUCCCACAUACGUACACUCGUUCUUUCCUUCCUUCUCUCGCUUGCUCCCAUUCUCGCGCGCGUCCACGGAGUCAUAAAAUAAUACAAAAAUUAUCGUUUUUGUGAAUGCAUAUAAGGUAUAGUUAAUCGAAAGUUGAUAAAACUUAAUAAUCGGCAUUAGGAGGCUUAACGGCGAAAAGGAACCACGCGCCGCGUCGUCCAGCACCGCCACCGUUGCCGCCUCCAACACCGCCAACACCACCGCCACGACCACCGACACCGCCGCCGUCAUGGCAACUAGAAGAUCGUCGCCCGCCCGGCAGCCGGACGUUUAACCCGUGCGCCGUCUCUAUAUGACCAUAGCACGGUCUAAGGCAUCACAUCAAUGGCCCUAGAAUCAAAUGGCAACAACGUGGUCUGGUUGAAUGCAACCCGUCCUGAUCAAAUACAGCAGAACCAACCUAUCGAACAACCGCUGAAGUGUUCCAUGUUCACUCAAACUGAACAAACCAACAGUUUUACUCAAACGGAGCAAAGUAAUUCUAGUUACGGAGAUCAAAGACAGCAAGCAGCAAUGUUUGACCCUCAACAAAUUCAACAGCAGCAAGCUGCACAGGGUCAACAGUCGCAGCAGCAGCAGUCCCAGCAAAUGUAUGUUACGGAUAAAAAGGAAGACAAGUCGCAGCAGCAAUCGGCUACAGCCGAAUUUCCUUUUUACUAUAAUGUCAACAUGCUUCAAAAAGUCCAGACAAACGCAGUUAGCACAAUAGGUGCCAUAACAACGGAUGAUAAAGGUUGUUAUCGUUUUGAUGUACAGCCUGUUGGCUAUAAUACAUUAUUAAAUCAGAUGAGUAUAGCUGCUGCUACAAAUGCAACUUUUAAAUGUGAUAUAUGUGGUCUGGUGUUCGGUCACAUGAGUUUAUUAACUCAUCAUAAACGGAUUCACAACACUACACCAAGUAAUUUGCAACAACAACCGCAACAAGUUGUCGUACAAACACCAACAACAGUGACUGUAGCCACAACACCUGAAAGACCCUAUACUUGUGAUGUGUGUGGAGCUUGUUUUGCACUGCCUGGAGAAUUGAAAAGUCACAAAACAAAUAUGCACCAAAAACCUAAAGUGCAAAUAUGUGAAGAUUGUGGUAGUGAAGAUCCGUGCGAACAUCAUCCCACAAAAAUCAAAAAGACAAUUAAACCUGGUCACCAUCCAGUAAAACGAAGGGGUGUUACAAGUGUUACCAAAUGUCAUAAAUGUAAUGGCACCGGGAUUAUAUUUAUUGGUGGCAAACAAAACAGUCAGAACCAAGCGGAGAAGCCAUUUCACUGUAAUGUAUGUGAUGGUACAUUCUCCCGGUAUUCUUCACUUUGGUCUCAUAAGCGGUUGCACUCGGGUGAUAAACCAUUCAAGUGCGAAGUCUGUGGUUUAGCUUUUGCAAAAGCUGCUUAUUUGAAAAAUCAUGGACGAGUACACACAGGCGAAAAACCAUUUAAAUGCACCGUAUGUGGGAUGCAAUUCUCGCAGAGUCCUCAUCUAAAAAAUCAUGAAAGAAUUCAUUCUGGCGAACGCCCUUAUCAAUGCGAGGUCUGCGAAAAAACUUUUGCCAGACAUUCGACACUUUGGAAUCAUAGGAGAAUUCAUACCGGCGAAAAACCUUACAGAUGUAACAUCUGUGGUUCUGCCUUCAAUCAAGCGACGCACCUAAAAAAUCAUGCGAAAGUACAUACUGGUGAAAAGCCGCAUAGAUGUGAUAUAUGCGAGAUUGGAUUCUCCGACCGUUUUGCAUUAAAGCGACACCGUGCAAUUCAUGAGAAGUACGGCCAAACCGCUCGAAAUCAGAAUACGAAUAAUCCAAGUAAUGCACAACAAACCAAUGCGAGUAGCCAACAGCAGCAGCAACAGCAACAACAGCAACAACCCCAGCAAGGGCAACAAGGGCAACAGGUUGUUGUAGUGAAUGCAACAACUCCAGUUACUGUCAGUCAGGGUCAAGGCCAAGCAGUUAUGCUCGAAGAAGUCUACAAAUGUCAAGUGGCCUUCCCGGAACCCAAAUGAUUCAGCUAGAGAAUACCUUUCAGGAGUUGGUAAAGAAAAAAUGAAAUAACAAGGUUAUUUUAUUAACAGACAAACUUAUUACAUAAUGGAAUAUGCAGAAAGAUUAUGCGUGUAAGAAUAUGAUGUAACGAUUAAUUGAACGAAGGCUACAAGAAAAACAUUCAGUGUUUCUUGUGAAAAUAUUAAUAUGUUGGUGAUGACUAUGACGACUCAGGUCUUAUAAAAAUCAAUGCCCAUUGACUGUCAUGUAGGUGUAUAGUUUAAUAAAAAACGAGCUGAAAUUUUCAGUGACUCUGCGUUUCCCUUUGACGCGAGUGAGUAGUUUCGUAACAAGUAAAAAGUAAAUAAUAAUAAUAAUAAUAAUAAUAAUAGUAAUAAUAAUAAUAAUAAUAUUAAUAUUAAUAAUAAUGUAACAACUUGAAAGAGUUCGGCUCAUAAAAUAUGGAAAAAUGAAAAAAAAAAAAAAAAAAUACAACAAUGAACUCUCAGCCGCUAUUAUAUUAAUAAAAUUUCUCAUCAAUUAAUACAAGAAGUGUUACGAGGAGAAGAAGAAGAAAAAGAAGAAACAAAAAAGAAAACAAAUCUACUUUAUAUUUUGUUACACAGAAUAGAAAUUACUACGAAGACUACGACAUCGGUUUCGAUAAAUAAUCGAUAUUUCACAAUAUAAUACCUGGCAUAGUCUCUCUCUUUCUAUUUCUAUCUCUAUCUCUGUCUCUGUCUCUGUCUCUCUUGAAAUUAAUUUGCAAAUGAAUUUGUAAAGUUUCCAUUUGUUCUCUUAUAAAUAUAACUAUAUAAAAUGCCUUUUUAUGAGAAUGAAAAGAAAGGAAUGAAAUGAAGCGAAGAAAGUGUUGUUAUAACUUCAUGAACUCGUUACAAACAAAAAAAUAAAGAAAAUACCAGUCUGCAUUAGCUUUAAGGGAAAACAAUUAGAACUGACAUUGAAAAAAAAGUAAUUAGAGCAACUAAAAUGAGGACAUCAGUUUUAAAGAAGACUAUCAUGCAUACUUAUAUGUGUAUUAAUGAUCACCGAAUCACCUUGAACACAAUUAAAUUGUUAAUCUAUAAUGAGUUGAAAAAUAAUCUUACAUUGUGACGUCUUAAAAAAGAGAAUAUUUAAAAAGAAAGAAAGAAGAAAAGAAUAUAAAAUGAGUUUCUUAGCAUUGACCAAACCUUGACAACCUUUUACAUAAAAAGACGCUGAGAUAAGAAUAAAAAGUAUUUCGAUAAAAUACAGAAAAAAAAAAACAAUAAAAGUCAAUGUCAUCGUUUUGAAAAUGAUUGUCAUCGGGUGCAUUGUGUUCCAUUGCAGUUGAAAGCUGCAGAACAAGGAAUAAGAUGUUUAAUAAAAAGAAAAAAAGCAAAGGAAAGAAAAAGAAAAGGAGGAUAUAAAAUAAAAUGAAACAAAGUAAA
Polistes canadensis is the source of this 4160-nucleotide messenger RNA. Its product is annotated as zinc finger protein 391-like. Gene Ontology annotation, molecular function: DNA-binding transcription factor activity; RNA polymerase II cis-regulatory region sequence-specific DNA binding. Bases 1077 to 2747 code for a protein of 556 amino acids. Gene Ontology annotation, cellular component: nucleus. The record is from RefSeq and is a predicted model, not a curated record. Gene Ontology annotation, biological process: regulation of transcription by RNA polymerase II. The transcript has 8 exons. Lineage: Eukaryota; Metazoa; Arthropoda; Insecta; Hymenoptera; Vespidae.